This is a messenger RNA of Cynoglossus semilaevis (tongue sole), 6718 nucleotides long. It is a transcript of the gene syt1a, whose product is annotated as synaptotagmin Ia. Gene Ontology annotation, molecular function: calcium ion binding; calcium-dependent phospholipid binding; phosphatidylserine binding. Gene Ontology annotation, biological process: calcium ion-regulated exocytosis of neurotransmitter; synaptic vesicle endocytosis. Bases 681 to 1943 code for a protein of 420 amino acids. NCBI's taxonomy places the organism in Eukaryota, Metazoa, Chordata, Actinopteri, Pleuronectiformes, Cynoglossidae. Gene Ontology annotation, cellular component: synaptic vesicle membrane; plasma membrane; axon. The transcript is spliced from 12 exons. The record is from RefSeq and is a predicted model, not a curated record.
CAAUCACAGCCAAGGACUCAGUGAUGCAGUGCCCCUCUUACUGGAGGGAUUCCUUGUAAAUGCUGCGUGACGGUGACGGCUCUGGGUGUCUCUUUCACAACAUCUCCUCCUCCUCCUCCUCUUCUUGUUCUCUGCCCCAGGGUUUCUUUUCUCCCAGCCUUGAACGUGGCGCUUCAGCCGCGCACCUUUGAACAGGAGAUAAUCUAGCGCCAUCCACAUAGCUCCCACAGGACUGGCUGUAGCGACGGCAGGCAAAGACAUCAUCCGUCUCCCUUUGUUUCCUUCAAGCAAAGCUCCACCUCUCUCUCUCACUCUCUCUGCCAGCCUCUCUCACAACCGCACUCUUUUCCUCAUCCUCCCUCUCACUCUCUCUCUCUCUCUCUUUCUCACAACUCCAGUCUCUACUACAGAUGAGCCUGCCUCCUCGUCUGGGUGAGCCCAUUUAAAGCUGAAGGUGUGCUAUUGUUGCCAGUGAGCUGCUGUUUGAAAGAGAAGACGAAGAAGAAACCACUCCUACCUAAGAUACUACCUGACCAUCAGCUGUUGAGCAACACUGCACCAAGUCACUGUUGACCUCAGGGCACAACUUCUCGAGAGCCGUGUUUUUCCUUGGACUGUGAAGAGGAACCCGGGAAGCCAGCGUGCUGCCAGCAUCUGUCUGGCCGCCCAGCAUCACCACCAUGAGUGAGAGUCGAAGGGAGGCGCUGGCAGCGGCGCCCGUGCCCACCACUGCCUCGUCCUUAACGGCCGGCUCCAACACCACCGUGGGUGGAGCAGGAGCUGGAGAGAACGACGAGGCCUUCUCCAAGCUGAAGAAGAAGUUCAUGAAUGAGCUCAACAAAAUCCCACUGCCGUCAUGGGCCAUCGUCUCCAUUGCGUUUGUGGCCAUCAUCCUGGUGUUAGCAUGCUGCUUCUGCAUCUGCAAAAAGUGGAUAUUCAAGAAGAAAAACAAAAAGAAGGGCAAGGACAAGGGCAAGAACGCCAUCAACAUGAAGGACGUCAUGGACGGGACCAAAACGGAGGCCUUGAAGGAUGAGGAGGAUGCGGAGACAGGGCUGACUGAAACGGAGAAAGAGACCACGCCCAAGGAGGACGAGAAACUGGGCAAAUUACAGUACUCCCUGGAUUACAAUUUCACAGAGAAUACGCUCAUAGUGGGGAUCAUCCAGGCUGCAGAGCUGCCUGCGAUGGACAUGGGGGGGACAUCUGACCCGUACGUGAAGGUUUACCUGCUGCCAGACAAGAAAAAGAAGUUUGAGACCAAGGUCCACAGGAAGACCCUCAACCCCGUCUUCAACGAGCAGUUCACCUUUAAGGUUCCCUACGUGGAGCUGGGUGGUAAAACCUUGGUGAUGACCGUUUAUGAUUUCGAUCGCUUCUCCAAACACGACGCCAUCGGUGACAUCAAGGUUCCCAUGAACAAGGUCGACUUCAGCCACAUAACGGAGGAGUGGAGGGAUCUGCAGAGCGCUGAGAAGGAGGAGCAAGAAAAACUGGGCGAUAUCUGCUUCUCUCUGAGGUACGUCCCCACCGCUGGGAAACUGACUGUGGUCAUCCUGGAGGCUAAGAACCUGAAGAAAAUGGACGUAGGAGGCCUGUCAGAUCCAUACGUGAAGAUCCACCUGAUGCAAAACGGCAAGAGGCUGAAGAAGAAGAAGACGACAAUCAAGAAGAACACCCUCAACCCUUACUACAACGAGUCUUUUAGCUUUGAAGUCCCAUUUGAACAAAUCCAGAAAGUGCAAGUUGUUAUAACUGUUCUGGACUAUGACAAGAUCGGCAAGAACGAUGCCAUCGGCAAAGUCUUUGUGGGCCUGAACAGCUCGGGGACGGAGCUGCGCCACUGGUCCGACAUGCUGGCCAACCCCAGGAGACCCAUCGCCCAGUGGCACGUGCUGAAGCCGGAGGAGGAGGUGGACGCUCAGCUCUCCACCAAGAAAUAGACGACAGGGCCCUUUCAGCACCUGCCUUGUAGUACUCUUUAGCCAGUAUGUGUAAAUACCUCAGUGAUAAAUGGGUCCGUUCAUGUAAACCCCGCCUCCUUUUAUGUUAGCCUCUCCCCCUCUGACCUCCUACUCUCUGCUUUAUUUCUAUCAGGUUCCUUGGUUUUCCUCACUUCUCUCCUUCUCUAUCUGUAUUGUUGGUUCCACACUGGUUCUUUUCCAUAAUCUCAUCAUCGACGCCCCCUGCCCCCCUGACCAAAUCCCCCCUUCUUUUAAGCAAUAUGACCUGUAUAGAUAGCGCAUGACUGAAAGACUUUACGGUACCACAGGUGUAUAUAUAAGUAUACAGACAAAAAUGAUUUCUAGUUUACGUGUUUGUAUGUUGUUACUCGUUUCCUAAUCUGUGUAUAUCUCGAUGUUUUUAAUAAGAUGUUCUAUUUUAAAUUAUGUAAAUGCAGAUAUAGAGGAAAGCCAAUAUUAUAUAAUCCCAGGAUUUAAAAAAAAUCUACCUUAUUACCUUAUUGCAUUCCAGAGGAGAAAGACAAAGAGAAAAAUAAAUCUUAAACGAGAAACUCGUGGAAAUAUCGUGAAGGACAACGUCUGGCUUUAAGUUCAGCAAAGCUAAAUAUAUAUAAAUAUAGAUAUAUAGCUAUAUAUACAUACAACACAUACACACACCAAACUCUAAAAUACAAGGCCAUUAACUGCUAUGGUUCGGCGGGAAAAAUAGAAAUAAUUAUGCUGCUGGAAAAAAUACAAGCACAUGAUUUCUAAAGACUUUUUCUACUUGUUUCUCAAAUCCAGGGACCUUUGUUGAUAUCAACCUGAUGCACACAUCUAAAAAAAACAGUUAGUGCUCAAUCUUUCCACUUCAGUAAACAGGUCCUCGUUUUAAAAAUCAACAAAAAUAGCAUUUGACACGGGCUCCAUUUUUUGCUAAUUCAAGGAUAUUUACUUCUGGGUUCAUUUGAAACGGACGAACAGGCUCCGAUCUCCAGAGACCGAGUUUAGAAAUAAAAGAUUAGCACGUAUUUUUUAGACCAAUCCAAUGACUAUUUUCGGUGAACUGCAUGAUUUGUUUUUUACAAAAAAGAUGACUGAGAUGAGGGUAAAUCCACUGACACCAGGGGGCGCUCUUCUGAUUCUUUCAACUUGCCUUUAAUCAGAGGAUGAAGUAAAAACAAAAAAAAUAUUGAUUUAAACUUGAGGUCGGUGUAACGUUGACGUGUGAAGCCAGUUUCUAAACACUGCCAUUCUACGGGAGUCGACUCACGUAAGUGCACACUCCCACCUGCUAGCUAGCGGUCGUAGCUUUGGUUUAUCGGGAACAAUGUCUGGGUCUGCAGCGGUGCCCUGAAAUCGCAGUCUUUACUUUGUGUUGCCUUCUCACAGUGACAUUAGAGCUAGCCAUGUUUUACUGCCAGUUUGAACCUUUUAUGUGGCUGCUGUUUUGCACUGGAUGUCUUUGAAAUUAGCCUGUGGACUUCUUGGGGAUCUUUUUGGACCUUUGUUGGCCGGGUUUAUUUCGGGACCCUUGCAGGGGGACAGAGCAGAAAUCCCCCUGUUGGUUCGUCUUAUUAAAAAAAAAAAAAAGCAACAAUGACAAAUCACAGUUACAGCAGUGUCUUCAGCUUUGUUUUCUUGUUAGCUGCGUCAAGAGAACACAGAAAAAUCAACCGUAAAAGUUAAUGGUCUGUAUGGGCCACGAGUCCAUCGUGUCCUGUACUACGGCUCCAAAUAGGAGAAGAGUACAUUUGAAUCAAUUAAAAAAGCAAAACAUAAAGUCUCUUAUCUCGGAGGAACCUCUUGCGUAUACUCGAUGCUAGCUUCAGGAGGAACUUUCUAAAUGUUUUCAAUGUUAUUGUGUAGUUGAUAGCACUAUUAUGAAAAAAGCUACGUGUCAUUCCAUAAGAGUCUUUGAGGACUGCUUUGUGUAUCACUGUGACUGCCGUACGUUUGUGUGUGUGUGUGUGUGCGUGUGUGUGUGUGUGUAUAGAUGUAGAUCUAUCAGUAGGUAGCCAAAUCCAGUUUGUUCUGUAGUGAUGUCGUAGUGUUUUUAAGCCACUUUUCCUUCUACACGCAGCGAGAGAAAGAAAGUGAGAGUGUGUUUGGUGUCGCCUAACAACACCACGACAACAAAAAGCUAAAGGAGCCGAACGGCAUUUAACCCCAGUGCAGAGGAGUCGCGUCACGCAGCAUUUUGUUGAGCACUGUGCAAUAUUUGUGUGUUCAUCCUAUAGUGUUGGUCCAGCUGGUGUGAUCCAGAUUGUAACCUUGGACAAGGUCCUUUAGUCCAGUGAAAAUGUUAGGACACAGCACACAGAUUCAGCUCCAGUAGACGAGUCCGGCAAACUAAAUGGGAAUCCUGACAGAGAUGUGGAAGAGCAGCAGACGCUGCGCGAGUGUUUCUUUCUGUGUCUCUCUGACACUUUUCACAUUUGUGGUCUGCAGAGACGCCACUACUCCUGUCCUGGUUCUUCUCCCUCUUAAAGAAUUCUACGUGUACAUACUUCAUGUACACAGAACUUUCUUGACCUGGUAUUUCAGUAGUGUUUACAUCACAGUCACAUUUGUUUCACAUUCCUGUGUCUGUAGAGAACUUCACUCUGUCUGAUUCCAUUUUUGUUGCUCUGUACCAGUGAAGAAUUAUAGUCACAUGAUUCCGAAACCCCUGGUCUCAGUCUUGGACUGCAUUCAUACUGCAGGUCUUGUUGGUCAUUUCUGUAUUUUUGCUGAGAUCCUCAAGGCUGGAUCUGGAUUCGCUCCCCAGCCUUUGGACCUUGAAGUGUACAGUAGACCUCCCCGGGCAGGAUCCCAGAGAUACCAGUGUACCUGUCUCUGUGUAACUUUGACAAUCCCGUUCUCACCACUGACUGGUUCAACCUGCUUGUUUCCUCCAUUGUUUACAUGUCACCACUCCCCCCCCCCCCCCCCCCCCCCCCCAACCUGGCACAGAGUUGUUAGUCUAAGUCUGUGAGUCUAAAUGACCAAAAACAUCAAAUACACAUCUGAUAUAAAAACGCACGUGAAAAUGACGUUAGUUGGAUAUGAACAAUCUGAAUAUUAAUGUUCACACUGUCAAAAAAACCAUCAGAUGUGGGUCACGUUUACCUGCAGUGUGAAGGUAGCCUUUGCUAACUUGGCUGCAGCACUUUUGACCGAGGUCUUAGGAUGUUUCAAACAUUGUCGUUGAGGAAAAAAACUCCCGAAUUUUGUAGAAUUGUUGUGGCCUGGUGGAAGUAGCAGGUGAUUUCAGGUUUUAACAAAUGUUGUACAUUUGUAGAUUUAAUUCACUUUAAUUCACUUCUCUGCACUGCAGUCAUGGUCCAGUAUAAGUCUGCUCCCUGGUACUUUACCAGGUUGGUCUAUGGGUCAGAGGUUGACCCUCGUUGACCUCUGUGUGAGGUGCCCUCCCCCUUUUACACAGGUGUGUUUUCAGUCUCAGCAUCAGAUGUUUCAGGGAGCAUCAGUUAAAAACCCAAACAACAACAACCCCCUCCCACCUUGGUGAAACGCCAUGUAAAUAACUUUACAUCGAGAGGUAUAAUCUAGAUUAAAUAUAAACAAACGUGAAUAGGAUUAUUCAUCUGAAAAUAUCAGUCUAUCUUCGUAUUCGUCAAUCACACACCGAACGUCAUCAACAUUAUUUUUGUUUUUCCAUUCUCUCUGUUAUUGUUGACUCAACUAAAGACCCUGUUUUAUAUUGAGAAGAGAACUCUGAAUGUACAGUACGGUCUGUGUUGGUGUGGAUUACUUUAAAACGUAAAACUAGAUGUAAUUUGCACUUUUUGUUGUAAAAAAAAAAGACGUCAUUUUGUUAAUAUUUCAAUCAUUUAUUUUACCCCGGCAUUUCCAUAUCUACUGUAGUACAGCUGCAUAAACACGUUGCGUGAUUAAUGAAGUCCAGUCCAGCUUCAGUUCUAAACACUUCAAAGUCUGACCAGAGUGUUGUACUUAGAGAGAAAUCCAAAAUCACAGCUGCAAGGAAAUGAAACAACAGACAGAAAUAUCAGGGAAUGGAGUCGCAGGCGGCGUUACGUUGAACAUAGACUGUACAUAAACAAAAAUGGGUCAAGCUAAUGGUUUCAAACUGCGGCUGCAGUAUGGUUCUACGCCCCAUUCCUAUGUACAGUCUAUCAGUCAGUCCAACCCAUCAGAUUGGGUCACGUGUGGGGAACCGAGACCCACGGAAGCAUCAAGCCAUUAGCUGCUCCGCAGCACUACGCUCCUCUCGCUCCGAUCUCCUCCAAAAUAAAGGCACAAGUCAUCAACCCUCUCUGCCUCCCCCCUCCUCCCUGCCGCCCCUUCCAAAAUUCUCAAGCUCUCUGUGUGAGCAGGAGGUCGAGAGUCUCUCUGUGACACCAACACAAACGACCACACUGACUUUUGAGAAACAAAGCUGUGUAAAGUAUUAGAAUCUGAUGCUGUAGAAAGAUCCUAGUUGCCUUUGUGUAUACCAACUGCCUGCUUGAGUAUUUUGUGUGUGGAACUUUUUCUCUGUAAUCUCGUAGAAAAAACUGUUUUUCCUGCCAUAUCGCUCGCCCCCACUCGAGGGCGCGUCUGCUGACAAGUUCAACUUUUUGCCAUCUGCCUCUUCAUUUUCUUCUUCGUUUUCCUUUUUUCCCCCCUUUUCUUUUCCUCUUUUUAUGGACAAGGUGUUUGACAGUUUCUGUUUUCACUUUGUGUAGUGAUUCACUCUGUGGAGUUUUCUGACUGUUGUUAUAUAACUUCAUAUACACACAAAUGAUCAAUAAAAAUGUUUUAUUUCCUGUUGA